CCGGGGGUGGGGGGAGACGCGUCCACGCAGCCCCGACUCCUCUCCCUGCCCCUCUGCAGCCCCAGGAGGCAUGGAGUGAGUACACACACUCCUCUGACUUGUGGGAGAGGCCCCUCUGCGAGGCUUUGGGGAACUCUGGAGGAGUCUGGAUCUGGCGCCCCCCCCCCUCGCCCGAAUGUUUCCGGCCGCGCCGCGCCGCCCCGCCCCGACGCUGGCUGGUUGCUGUUUGAUGGGCGCGCGCGGCACACGUCGCUAGGGCCUGGGUGUCCCAGGUGAGUCUGUCCGCGCGCUGCUGCGGACUGGGACCCACGACGGCCUGAGCAGCCAAGGGUCCUGGCCUCCGGGAUUCCGUGCUCCGGAUAAACUGGGAUCACGGAUGCACCGCGCGCCGCGGGUGCCCGAGCACCCUCCCAGAGGAGUCCAGACCUGGUUGGGGGAGCACUGAGGGUUACAGCCAGCGACCGACGUCUGGGAGCCAAGAUGCUCAGCUUUGUAGCUGUAACUUACACGUGUGAUGUCACCGUUUGAAGCCUCCGUUUUGUCAUCUGUACAAUGGGUGUAAAGCUACUUCACAUGUCCGAUGGGAGGAUUAAAUGAGACAAUGUUUCUAAAGCCCUUCGCAGGAGGGAGCCCUGGAGGCAGGGCCUGGUGGGCAGAGCAUGCCUGCUGUCACCUGGGACCAUGGGCAGCAUGAAGACCCCGGUGGAGGUGGCCAUCAGUGGGAUGCAGACCCUUCACCGCCAGCGCCGCUGCCGGGGCGGCUGUCAGGUCAAGGCCAGGGCCUCAUACGUGGAUGAGACUUUGUUUGGCAGCCCCUCAGGCACCCGGCCCACACCGCCAGACUUCGACCCACCCUGGGUGGAGAAGGCCAACAGAACCAAAGGAAUGGGCAAAGAGGCUUCCCGGGCUUCGGGGAGCUGUGAGACCACUUCCUCCAGGGGCAGCACCCCGACCCUCACACCGAGGAAGAAGAACAAGUACAGGCUGAUCAGCCACACUCCGUCUUACUGUGAUGAGUCACUGUUUGGCUCCCGACCAGCGGGCGCCGGCCUGGAGGCCCCCUGGAUGGCAAAGGGGGAUGCUGCAAAACUCCAUGCCCUCUGCUGGACACCUCCGGCAACCCCUAGGGGCCACUCACCCCACCCCAGGGAGACCCCUCUGCGUGCCAUUCACCCAGCCGGUCCCUCAAAGACAGAGCCCAGGGCGGGGGCGGACUCCCACCGUGGGCAGUCGUCCAGGGGCGCGUUAGAUUCUCCCCGCCCAGCGAGGCAGGAGCGUUCCCACUCCGUCACCCACCUGGCUGUCCCCGCCACUGGCCGCCCACCCGCCAGUGGCCCCCACACCAACGGGCCUCGGGAUCCCAGGCCUUCCUCGCUGGGAGUGACCUUCCAGAGCCCCCUGGUGACCCCCAGGGCUCACUCAGGCAGUGUUUCCGUGCCAGCUACCCCCCGACGAGGUGGGGCCACCCAGAAACCAAAGCCCCCUUGGAAGUGAGUUUCUUUUUAGAGAGGGAACGGAGGGAGAAAGAGAGAGAGAAACAUCAGUGCGAGGUUGCUGGGGGCCGUGGCCUGCAACCCAGGCAUGUGCCCUGACUGGGAAUCGAACCUGCAACACUUUGGUUCACAGGCUGGCACUCAAUCCACUGAGCUACGCCAGCCAGGGCUUAGAAGUGAGUUCCUUGGCCCUUUCCUCAGGUUCCCCCUGGGGGGGGGAGGGGGUCACGGCAGGGACCGCAGUUUCAGAGGACGGCACAGGUGGGGAGCUUCCGGGGAGACCUGCAGGCUUUGGGGAAGCUCCCGUGGAGGCAGACUCAGCGAGGGUGGUCUGGGGCGCGCCCUCUCCUGACAACCUCUGGUGGCUGUGAGGGCCACCAUGUGCGGUGCCUGUUCCGGGCCUGUCCUAGCCACAAGCUGUCUCGGUGCCAACCCGGGGACACCCCCAGGGAGGGCCCUCCCCCCUUCACACAUUGUCUAUCCGCCAAGUAGGAGUAAAAGGUGUGGUUGCCAACCUGGAGCGUCCCUCCCUGCCCCCCCGCCCCCCACUCAAGCCAAACCCCUGGCUUGGGAUGAGUUUCCAGCGGGGUCUGGAGGCCUCGGGGGUUUUCCCGGGCACGGCGUGGGGGCCGCAGCAGGACACGAGGAUCUGGGUGGGGCAUGGGCCAACUUUAUUUCAAUAAUCAUGUAUUUAUUUUCAUGUAUUAAAUAUGUCAGUAGCUCAUCAAAA
Messenger RNA from Phyllostomus discolor (pale spear-nosed bat), 2223 nucleotides. RefSeq names its product RBPJ interacting and tubulin associated 1 (gene RITA1). Gene Ontology annotation, molecular function: tubulin binding. The record is from RefSeq and is a predicted model, not a curated record. The transcript has 4 exons. Gene Ontology annotation, biological process: negative regulation of Notch signaling pathway; nuclear export; Notch signaling pathway. NCBI's taxonomy places the organism in Eukaryota, Metazoa, Chordata, Mammalia, Chiroptera, Phyllostomidae. Bases 682 to 1494 code for a protein of 270 amino acids. Gene Ontology annotation, cellular component: cytoplasm; nucleus.